CUUCCUGACAAGUUAAUUCCCAGCCUGGUGAAAUAUUACUACUCUUGGAAGAAGACCAGAAGUCGGACAAGCGUGAUGGAUCGCCAAGCCCGCAAAUUGCUCAGUAGGAAAGAAAAGGACGACAGCAACGAUGAAUUAGAAGACCCCCGGCAGGCCAGUGAAGGGGAAUUCGAUACCAUGGAUCCCAAGAAGGAGCCCCCCAGCAGCAAACCUGGGCCCAUGAAGAAGGAGGUGCAGCUGCCCCAAUAUCGCCAUCAUCCUCUCCGUGUUCGCCGGCGCCCCCCGAAGGGCAUGUAUCUGAGCCAAGAAGGUAUCACGGGACUUUCCACCAGCCCUGACGUGGCCCUGCUCACCUUGCGCCACCUGGACUCCCAGCUGGUUUCGCUCAAACGCCAGGUGCAGAGCAUCAAACAGAUCAACAGCAGCAUGAAGCAGGCGCUUGGCGAGGGGAUACACAAACUGCGUCCAACUGAGACUAACAUCAAGUUCAACUCCCGCUGGACGACCGAUGAGCAGCUGCUGGCAGUGCAGGCCAUCCGGAAAUACGGCAAAGACUUCCAAGCCAUCGCUGAAGUGAUCAGCAACAAGACGGUGGCGCAGGUGAAAACCUUCUUCGUCAGCUACCGCCGGCGGUUUAACUUGGAGGAGGUGCUGCAGGAGUGGGAGGCGGAGCAGGAAGGCCUGAGUCCAGGCCCCGCCCGCGGCAGCUCUCCCCCCCAGGAGCAGAAGAGCAGCAGCGAGGAAGAGGACGAGGUCCAGAUCACCGCUGUAUCGCGAUCUGUGCCGCCGCCUCCAACCCAGCCGCCCCAGCCUCCUCCUGCGCUUCCCCCCCUCCCCGCCUCCCCCCGGCCUCCCCCCGUGGCACUCUCCCAGCCUCCCCCUUUGCUGAGGCCCACCCUGCCGACCGCACCCAUGCUGCACCGCCAGCCGCCCCCCCUGCAGCAAGGCCGCUUCCUGCAGCCCAGACUUUCGGUCAACCAGCUGCCGCCUCCGCUCAUCCGGCCCGCGGGGUCUCGCCAGGCCGCGCAGCGGGGAGCCCAGCACCCCCCAACGCUGCUCAGCGGGACGGGCGAGCCACCCCCUCUGCCCUCCUUGGGGUCCCUCUGA
Messenger RNA from Notechis scutatus (mainland tiger snake), 1107 nucleotides. The record is from RefSeq and is a predicted model, not a curated record. Lineage: Eukaryota; Metazoa; Chordata; Lepidosauria; Squamata; Elapidae.